GCUAUAACUGCUCAUAGAUGGUAGGUUGAGACAGAAAGGAAGCAAAAAGAACAGAAACACACCCACAGAGGUGAAAAUAAGUGACUAUUUAUACACACUCUAUCCAGCAUCCAUUCACUUCAAGUCCAUUGGUUCAAUAAAUCUUUUUGUCUUGAGCUUUUCUAAGAAAAAUUGAAUAAACUCCACUUUCCAUGAAGUGAAAACAUAAAGAUCUGCAGGUUGGUGAGGUACUUGAGAUUGAUAGAGCCACAAUGGAAGGUGUAAUUCAGUUGCAAAGACAGUUGGUUGAGUAUAGAACCUCCUUGUACAAUGAGGGAUUUCUGGAUGAUCAGUUCAUCCAGCUUCAGCAACUGCAAGAUGAGAGUAACCCAGACUUUGUGGUUGAAGUGGUGUCUCUCUUCUUUGAAGAUUCUCAGAGGCUUCUUAAUGAACUAACCAAAGCUCUACAUCAGCAAAGUUCAGACUUCAAGAGGCUGGAUGCCCAUGUUCACCAGUUGAAGGGUAGCAGCUCCAGCAUAGGAGCACAAAGAGUUCAAAAGGUUUGCAUUGCCUUCCGCCACUAUUGCGAUGAACAGAAUACUGAAGGGUGCCUAAAAUGUCUGCAACAAUUAAAGAGUGAGUAUUCACUUGUGAAGAACAAACUGGAAACUCUUUUCAAGCUGGAGCAACAAGUUUUGGCUGCUGGUGGGUCGAUUCCCAUGUAAUGAGUGGCAUUACAGAGGACAAAGCAAGAGAGAAAGAUGGGCAAUUUAUAAGUUUGCAGAGAAAGUUUUUUUCCCUUUCCUUGUUGGUAUUACUCAGUUGAGAAAUCCAAAGCUACCAAAGAAGGUUAUGUCUUUCGAGCUUGAGCUUGUAAAAUAUCAAAAUGUACAAGCAAUGACGGAGAAUGCAUUGUGGAACCCUUUUUUUUACCUCUAAUUAGGUGUUUUUGGUUUUAAUUGUUUAUGUUUAUCCCUCUCUCUUUUUUUUUAGGAAAAAUUGCAAAUUCAC
Molecule: messenger RNA, 990 nt
Organism: Ilex paraguariensis (yerba mate)
Lineage: Eukaryota; Viridiplantae; Streptophyta; Magnoliopsida; Aquifoliales; Aquifoliaceae
Source: the annotation of a GenBank genome assembly